AUCGUGGAGGGAAAAAGUUCACAAAAGUGAAAACGAAAAUAGCUAGGUUACAGAUAGCUUCACUGUGUUUGAAGUAUUUUACUCAUCGCUAUCUUCUCUACGACGAGCAUUUUAACGAGAGAGAGCAGGACAGCAAACCCCAAUUCAACCACAGGUGAUGUCGAUGGAUCGAUUAUCUGUGUUUCCUUCGCUGUCUUGAACUUUUUCCUAACUCGUAAAAUCGCGUUAUAAUCAUGCGAACUAUUUCACCAGCCCCUCUUGAGGAACUUUGCAUAAAUUAUAUCUGUGCAAACCUUGAGGAUUUGUGUUACGAAAAUAUCACUGAUAUUUGUGGAUUUUCACUUGAAAGUCUCAGCUUCAAGUCUCCAUUGCUUUUGCACGAACAACUCACAGAAAAUAUCAUCAACAUCCUUUCCUACAAUGGAAAACUGACAACGAGGACAGCGUCAUUAUUUACCGACCCCGAGACGUGUCGUAUCAAAAAUUUCUUUUUAAGGAAUUGCCAAGUUGAUGCUAGAAUUCUUAAACUUCUCUUUCGUGUGCACAGAAUAGUAAAGUUGGACUUGAGUGGAACUACAAUGAUGUCGUCACCGUUAUUAUUUGAACUGCUCGAUGAAAUGUCAUCAACAGUUAGGGAACUCAAUUUGAGUAACACACCCUUUAAUAUCCUGGACUUUUCUACUGUCCAGUCACUGAAAUGCUUGACGCACUUAGACAUAAGUAACACACCUGUUGAUGACAGAGCAAUGUUUACGGCAUCACAGCAUUUAGAUUGUUUAGAAUGCGUAAACGUUUCCAACACUGUAAUAAGUGAGACUACCUCGUUUGGAAACUUGAAAGGCCAGCUUAAGGUAUUACUGGCAUACGACACACCCCUUUCCAGGGGAAAUCCAGUCGAUUUUAGGAACUUUGGGUCUUUACAGAAGCUUGACAUUUCCAGACACCCAGGGAAUAUGUCUUGGCCUUCAGAUGCUAUAAAUCUGCAAGAAAUGUUUGCAGACCACGAAAUGAUGCCUGACUUGGUCUACCUGGAUGUUUCUGGUUUUCUUGAUGUCAAAGAAUGCGAUGAGUCUUUACAAUCAUUCCUUAGUUACCACCCUAAACUCCAGUUUCUUGGGCUGUUUAUGACAGAGUGGUCUUCACAUGCAAUUAUAAAGAGCAUAUCUGCUUGUGUUGAGGUGACUGGUAAUGCCAAUGAACAGCAGAUUCUUUCAUCACUGCGAGCGUACUCAGACAGAGCAUCCUACAUGGUAGAGGCUCUACGUGGAUUUUUCCACAUCAGUAAGAACUGGACAGAAAGAAAACCAGAAGUUCUUCAGCUUGUCCUGUCACCAAUGGAAAAACAUCCUGAAGAUUUGCGCAUUCAAAUGGCUGCCACAGCUUGUGUAUUUAACAUUAUCAGAGGAGGAGGAGCAACAGAGGAAGAUAUACAUCCAACAUAUCUCAGCAAAAUUGCAGGGUUAGUUUUGACGGCAACAAGAAGAUUUCCUGACAAACCUGAUCUUCUGAGGAACUGCUUAUUAAUUUUGGACUCACGUCAAAUCCUGAAAAAGGCGACAUUUAACUAUUUUGAAGCAUGCAGCCAGGCCAUGGAUGCACUGUGCCAUUUUUCAAGUGAUGACAAUAUUACUGCACUGGCCACGAAACUUUGUGCAAUCCUCUCUUCAAAGAUUUCCACAGAAGAGACUCUUUCUCUUGGAUCAGAGAGAAACAUUGUGACUAUGUUUAACAUUGCUCAAGACAAGAUAGCUGCUAAUCAAGCAGAUUUUACUUUAAGUGUCACCCUAAGCGUGCUAUGGAACUUAACUGAUGAAGCACCAAGCACAUGUCUUCUGUUUGUUCAGAAAGGAGGCCUGCAAAUGAUGGCACAAGCAUUAAAGGUGUUCAAAGAAGGAAACCAGGAACAGAUUGUUCUUAUCAAAAAGAAGCUUUUGGGAACACUGAAUAAUAUUGCCGAGGUUCCAAAUCUAAGGCUGUAUCUCAUCACAGAUGACUUCAUGGAUCUUUUUGGGUACAGUUUGUUUCUAUUAGUUGUCUACUUAACUAAUUCUUGCACAGACAAGGAAUCUAGUUGUUAGCACUUAUCCUCACUGAUAAUAUUUAUUGCAAAUGGUCAGUGAUAUCAAUACUGUUAUCAGAACUGUACUGUCACUUAAGCGUCAACAAUUCCACUUAGACAAUAAUUGUGCUAUGUUCUCUAU
Orbicella faveolata is the source of this 2201-nucleotide messenger RNA. RefSeq names its product protein zyg-11 homolog B-like. Lineage: Eukaryota; Metazoa; Cnidaria; Anthozoa; Scleractinia; Merulinidae. Gene Ontology annotation, cellular component: Cul2-RING ubiquitin ligase complex. The record is from RefSeq and is a predicted model, not a curated record.